Paramuricea clavata is the source of this 4264-nucleotide messenger RNA. The record is from the annotation of a GenBank genome assembly. NCBI's taxonomy places the organism in Eukaryota, Metazoa, Cnidaria, Anthozoa, Malacalcyonacea, Plexauridae.
AUGUACCGUAGGAUCAAGUACUGUUUUAAAUUUGUUGAUAAAUUCUUCUUUAGGGAAAAUAAAUCGGAUGAAUUGUAUAACGAUGUGUAUGAGCAUGCAAUUGGGUCCCCAUUAAAUCCAAUUAAGAUCCCUUACAACACGGAUGUCAUUUACGAGGAGCCGUAUGAGGUAAAAAUUAAGUUUCCAUUAAAUACAUAGUGGAUAUUGUGUCUAAUUUAUGAGCUGUGUUCGGCAUGCACUCUUGUAAAUAGUUUUUCUUUGUUUCUAUAGGUAUUUUCUUGUAAUAUAUAUAUAUACCCAGUUAAGUACCCAUAAUGUAGAAUAAUGAAUAAAAAAAAUACUCGAACUCUAAAGUUUGUAAACCAGGAAGGUGUUUCUUUUCCAACAAACUAAAAAUGGCUUCAAUCAAAAUUUAAAAGCCUCAAUCGUAUUUUGAGUUAAUGAAUGGAAAAUUUGUUGGGUUUUUAAUUACUGUAAAAAAUUUCAGACAAUUUUCUUCAGUUUUAGCCAUUCAACUAAUCAUUUUUCCCUAAAAUAUCAGCCUUUUGUAUGCUUAAUUAAUGCGUUUACCUAAUUUGCAUAUUGCGGCAAUAUGCAAAUUAGGUGAAGGCAUUAAUUAAGAAUGCAAAAGGCUGAUAUUUUAGGAAAAAAUGUAAGUUUGCGUGAGUUCUUAAAGGGCUUUAACUGAAGAAAAUGAUCUGAAAUUUCGUGCAGCGAUUAAACACCCAACACGUUUUUCACCCAUUAACUCAAAAUACGAUUAAAGCUUUUAAAUCUCGUGCGCAAGGCAUUUUUAGUUUGUUGAAAAAGACACACACACCAGAAAUGUUUUCAUUAUUCUACAUUAACCCAAAGAAGCUAUAUAAACUGAGUACUAAUAUAGCUAUCUUGCGAAAUUGGGAGCAAUUUCAAAUUUGUUCAUUUUUUUAUACACCCUGAAUACAUAUAGCUGCGCAUUAACUGCAGAAUGCAAGCUUUUUGACAGUCAACGCAUUCUUACGCUUAUUAUUGCAUUUUUCGAUUUUGGUCCUAUUAUAUGAUUUUUUGUUUAGGGAACACAACAAGUGGCUGUGUCCGGUUCUAAUAAUCUUUAUGCUGCUCUUAAACCGCACAGGUAAUUAUAUAGAAAUAAAAUUUUAACAUAUACCUAGCAAUGAAACGAAUGAGUGUUUUGGCAAUUCUAUAAGAAUGAUUGAAAUACCAAGAUAAGAAAUACUAUAAGAUAAGAAAUAAUUUUAUUCACAUAGAAAAGCAAAUUUGCCUGUUGUUUUAAGAAUGCAGAAUUUGGCUUCCAUCUUCACAUAUGGCAUGCAGGCUUUGAAAUUUUGACUAUAUGUGUAUAUGGGUCACUUGAAGUUAAACACACACAUCUAUAUUAUAAUUUAUUAUAAAGAAUUUAAAUGAAACGUACUAGAAAUAAGAUCAUGCAGUUGACCAACAUCGAACGAUAUACAGUACAGUAUACGAUGGGAAAUUAUACUACAGAUUGCUCUGUAAAUAAGACAAAUUUUUCAAUUUCGUUGUUUUUUAAAGUUUAUCUAAGUCAGGGGAUCAAAGAAACCGUGAAGUCUCAUAUAGCCGCUAUGACAAACAUACUCAAUAUUUAGAAUUAAAAAAUAGCCAACUUUACUUUCAACUGUAACAAUAUAGUAACUGUAUAUAUUCCCAUAUCAUUCAGGUUUGAUGAAUACUUAACGAUUUUCUAUUGGUAUCUAGACAAUGUUUUUCAAUAACGAUUCAUCAUGAGUGCUCUGGUUAAUUUACCGGGGAAUUAAACACGCUGUAUCAAGAAAAGGCGCCGUGUUUUUAAUGUAACUAAUGCGCAUUCCAUUACUGAAAUAAACGAGCCAAAUGUCAGACACAGAGCACAAGAGAAUGUCUUUGAGUAUUUAGCUGUACGUGUCAUAUUCUGCAGAGAAACAACUAUAUAAACAGUUAUUAUUAAAUCACAUUUCAAAUUGCUAUACAUGCAAGCAUGCAUAAGCAUGCAUCCUAAACUAAAGCUGGAAUUUGCAACAUUUGACUCAAGCUUUGCCUUGGCAUUGGAUUACAUUGUCUUGUAUCACAGGGAGCUCAACUACUGUCAGUAAAAGUAUAAAAUAAUCAAUAUAAUAAACUUACUUUAAAACUUGUUUGCAUAUAUUCUUUGCAACAACAUCGAAUAUUAAUAGAGAAAGAGCAAAACAUUAUCUAUAUGCAUGACAAGGCAUUUUUUAAUACCAUGGACUGGUGGGGCAUUUACCCCACUGGGCCCCUUCCUUUGCCCCACCACUGAAGAAAAAAAAUGGCCUAUUGCCCCAAAGUCAGAGCCCUAUGACCUGUAUUGAGUAAAUGAGUUUAACAUUGAAAUUGAGAAGUCUAAAAAACAAAAUUUGUUGGUGAGCAUACUUGAACUUAUGUUGUGUUUGAAUGUUUAGCAUGAAAUUUAUUAAUUUCAUUACAACUUUGUUUUGAGAAGCUGAGAUUUUUUUAAAAUGUGUUCUCAGAAUGCAGGAAAUGAUAUUUCAGAGACCCAUAUUUUAAAAAUUUCCAGGGGUACAUGCCCCUAAACCCCCCUAGCUAACUCGGGCCUGCGGUACUCGGCUCGCACCUUCGGCGAUCGCAUACUGUCUUGGGGGGAGGACAGGGAAAAUGGGCCCUUUGGAAGUUUUGCCCCACCACCGAAGAAUCCUUAAAAAGUGCACUGAUGCAUUAAGUACUAGCGAAACCUCGCAGGUAAGUAAUGCGGGCACGUAUGAGAUAGUAGCAUAAUUAAUAUAAUACAUCAAUUAAUAGGAAGGGCUGAAACACCGGUGACAUGAUUGUUCGAUGUUUACCAAGAGUAGCCUAUCCACUCGGAGAUUUCCGAUCGCAGUUUAGAAAUGCAUUUCAAAGCUUUUUGAUUUUAUAGAGCAACUUCUGAUUAUUUACGUUUGUAAAAACUUGAAACUAUAGUGUAUACCGGCGCCAAUAAAUCACUUAUUUUUCGAAAUCUGAAUGCAAAUCCUAGCGAGUGCCGGACUUCAUCCGACUGGAUAGGCUGCUCUUGGUAGACAUAUCGCGAAAAUUGCGAAGAAAACCUGCUGUUAAAAAUAAUUUAGGGAAAGGUUUAUCUAUGUUAUUUUUUCACUAGAUAUCUUUGCUCGUCUAAGAGAAUGCUAAAUACGAUGUAAAAUAAUCCAAUGAUGUCGAAACGGUUAGAUUAGAAGCAUUUUAAAAAAUCACGUGACCGAUGUUUCAGCCCUUCCUAUUAAUUUAUCUAUUAUAUGAAUUUUGUUAUUACCUAUCAUACGCGCCCGCAUUACUUACCUGUGAAGUUUUGAAUGUACUUCAUAUAGACCGUUUUUUGCUCUUUCUCUAUUCGAUGUUGUUGCAAAGAAUAUAUGCAAAUUAGUUUUAAUGUAAGUUUAUUAUGUUGAUUAUUUUAUACUUGUUACUGACAGUAGUUAAACCCUCUGUGAUUGUAUAUCAAAAAAUCUUGGCCUGAUAAAUCAUGAAGCCUUAAAGCCUUGGCAUGAUAAAUCAUGAAGCCACUGAAUAAAACUUGUUUUUAUAGACAAGUGCAUGCGGCUGUAUAUCGAUAUGACGUUUAAGUUAUGGAUUUUCAAUUUCAUAUUGGACUUUGUAUCGUCUCCCUUGCAGUUAAUGUUUGUUGUUCUUGGGAACGAACGAAACAAUGAGCGCAUGAGAAGAAGACAAGACCUUAUGAUGUUAUCAUGUUGUCCCGGCGUAUAUGCACUUGUCUAUAUAUAUAUAUAUAUAUAUAACCUCAGAACAGCUGGUCGGGAUAGAGUUUUGAUAUCAUGCAUGCGCUAUGCUUUCUUUUCACCUUCCUGGGAAUUUUAAAAUUUUCCCAUGGAAAAGUUCCGGACCAUUUAAAGAUACCCUACUACGUACCUUUCAAAAUCGUCAAAAGAAAUUCAUAUAAUAUUUCGUUUUACGUUUGCUUGCAAUUGUCUGUAAAAGGUAAUAGUUCUGACAAUUCAACGCUCAUUCAAUAGUAUAUCUUCUGUUUUAGUGAAAGAACAGAAGAGAACAAAUAUCAAAGUUUAAUUGAUGUAAGUCCUCAUUCGGCGUCCAAAAAUGAUUCUAACUUCAACGUGGUAACCAUAGAGGAAGUAAUUGAACCAGUUAGCGAAGGAAAUGCAGGAAGUUCUGAGACGACGGAUCGAAAUUGUGAGAUGGAAGUCUCUGUAGGCAUGGGUAGACCAGGUUAUGUUGAAAGACUUCGUGAAUCUUUCCUGCGAAAGACUUAUAAUUAAAUUUAGAUAAACACAAAUUAAUG